Messenger RNA from Python bivittatus (Burmese python), 2425 nucleotides. It is a transcript of the gene RALB, whose product is annotated as RAS like proto-oncogene B. The record is from RefSeq and is a predicted model, not a curated record. Gene Ontology annotation, molecular function: GTP binding; GTPase activity. Gene Ontology annotation, cellular component: membrane. Gene Ontology annotation, biological process: signal transduction. Lineage: Eukaryota; Metazoa; Chordata; Lepidosauria; Squamata; Pythonidae.
GGCGCGCGGAAGCCAGUCCGGGGUGGGCGUGAGCACAGAGAAGGCGGGCGAAUGCAAACAAACAAACAAAAAAAGAACGCCGCGUUUGUCUGACCCGCGACAUCAUUGAGCGCGCCACGUCGGUAAUUUAAAAAGGAAGGAGCUGCGCGCGCAAGAUGAGAACGUGAGGGAAUCGAAUGCUCGCGCGCGACCAGGCUUUCCUCCACCGGGGCGGUAUUGAGCGCGUGCACACACACCCGCGCGCGGCGGUGGCGCUGCUGCUGCUACUGCUACUGCUACUGCUACUGCUGCUAAUAUCCGCCUCCCCAAAAGCCAGGGUAGCGGCGCUGAGGGCGGCCGGCCUCGGGCAGGGCAAGCUUGUUUUGCUCGGCAGCCUUAAAUAAAGAAAACACAGACUCCUAAGCGAAAGCUCAUCAGUCUACUCAGCUCAUACCUGACAACUAUAUUAAAAAUGGCUGCUAGUAAGGCAAAAAGUCAAAGCUCUCUUGCCCUUCACAAAGUAAUCAUGGUUGGUAGUGGAGGCGUUGGCAAAUCAGCACUUACCCUUCAGUUUAUGUAUGAUGAGUUUGUUGAAGACUAUGAACCAACCAAGGCUGAUAGUUACAGAAAAAAAGUUGUUCUAGAUGGCGAAGAAGUCCAAAUAGAUAUUCUGGAUACAGCAGGGCAAGAAGAUUAUGCAGCUAUUCGAGACAACUACUUCCGUAGCGGAGAAGGUUUUCUCUUAGUUUUCUCCAUAACUGAGCACGAAUCCUUUACAGCCACAGCAGAAUUUAGGGAACAGAUUCUCCGUGUAAAAGCUGAAGAAGAUAAAAUACCAUUACUCGUGGUGGGAAACAAAUCAGACUUGGAGGACCGGCGACAAGUACCUGUAGAAGCUGCUCGAAGUAAAGCAGAAGAAUGGGGAGUACAGUAUGUAGAGACAUCAGCAAAAACAAGAGCAAAUGUAGAUAAGGUCUUUUUUGAUUUGAUGAGAGAAAUUAGAUCCAAGAAAAUGUCAGACAAUAAAGACAAGAAUGGCAAAAAAAGCAGCAAGAAUAAGAAGAGUUUUAAAGAACGAUGUUGCUUAUUGUGAUCUUUAAGAGCUAUACAUAUAGGUGACAGUACUAACAAGACGUUUUACUACUAACGAUAGAGGACUGAAUUAAUAAGAAGAAAUCUGAAAUCAAUACAUUUUUCAACUCACAUUGGUAUAAGAAUUGAAGUCCAACAGAUCCAUGUAUACCAAGAGGGAUGGUUCUUGAAAGCAGCUGUCACUGGUAAACAUUAAUGCAAACAUUUUUUCCUUUUGUCAUAAGCAAUUUACCUGUUAGUCACAUGGUGCACUCUGAAUUUACCUCCAGAUCCUGUUUCCAAGGGCACUCUUCAACAACUCUUCACCAUCCUUUUUUUGUUUAAACGGCAAGUUUUCACUGAAGUUCCACCAAAGUUACCUGUCUUUUCUUUGUGACUUCAGUUUGUGUGCUCUUAAAGGUUUAGGCCUUCAGUGAUUCUUUAAAAACCACAAGUUGAAAAAAUUGAGCUAUUUCUGCCCUUUGAAAUUUACAGUGCUGCUUAAAAUAAGUUACGGUGGUGUCAGUUUUGCUGUUUUGCCAACAUAUUAGAUGGACGAUAUAAGGCUUAAAAAAACUGAGCAGUGAGUUAGUAUUUCUAUAAUGAUUAUAGUAAUUUUCAGCCUAUAAUUUCAGAACAUUAGUAGUUAUAUUCUGACAAGUUACAGUUUCUUAGAUUGGGAGUAAAUUAACCAGGCAUCUUGAUGUAGAGGAAUUUCUAGGCUUAACCCAACUUUUCAAUACAUUUGAAGGGCAGAACUCCCAUCCUUUUAGUCCAGCAUAGUCAGUAGCCACAAUUGUUGAGGAUGAUGGUAUUUGCAAUCCAAGACAUAUGAAUGGCAUCAAGUUAGGGAUUGUUGGUUUAUUCCAUUGAGUAAUUCUACCCUUCAUCCCAAAGCUUGAACAUUUCUAUUCGUGAUGUUGCAGUGGUUUGUGGUCAUGUAUUGAAGCCAUAGUGGUUGCUACAUUUUUGCUCUUAAACAGGAGAAGGGUCUGUUUUUUUAAAAAAAUGUGAGUUCACAUUCUGUAAUCUCAUGAAUUGGAUACAGUCUGUGUCUUAAAAGUAGAUGGUAAAAGAAUCCACCAGUACUUAUCCUGCAGUUACUCCAUUGGAACUGUUAAAAAAAAAAAAGAAGCUUGUGCAGAAAAUGCUUCUAGUGGAUUGUUCGAUGCAGAGAAACCUAGUGAUGCAUUACAAUGGGCUUUACUUUCUUUCUCCCAUAAGAGUUGUUGAUAUCUGCCUAGGUGACAUCAAGACAUGGAAUUCCACUCCUGAGCACUCACUAUUGUUUUCCUGGACAUUGCGGAGCAGUGGUGGGUAAAUUAAAAAGAGGGAUAUGGACAAUCUUUUCACAUGUACUUAAAAAAAAAAAAAA